This is a messenger RNA of Colletotrichum truncatum, 327 nucleotides long. RefSeq lists its product as uncharacterized. The record is from RefSeq and is a predicted model, not a curated record. Gene Ontology annotation, cellular component: extracellular region. NCBI's taxonomy places the organism in Eukaryota, Fungi, Ascomycota, Sordariomycetes, Glomerellales, Glomerellaceae.
AUGAUGCGAAACCUCCACCUCCACUUCCACGUCCUCCUCCUCGCCAUCCUUCUCAUCCUUGGUAUCGUCUCGGCGCGGCAGAUCAACCAUCGGGUCGUCCUCCGCAUGAGGCAGACUCAAGAAGAGAGUCGGACCAGAGGUACUUGCACGCAGAUGAGCAACAAAUGCCACCUUCCAGACCGGGACGACCAGGUUUGCCCAGCAGAUUACAAUAGGGACUUGCAGUGUCCCUUUGACGGAAGCCCCUGUGUCCUCAUCGAGCCGAAAGGAGAUUCUAGUCGCAAGGCAGAGAUACGAUGCGGAUACUUAGGCAUACAGGGAGCGUGA